AUGGAUCUCCAGUUCAAAAUAUUCCAGCCGGUGCUUAAGAAGAAGAGAUAUGGUGCUAGUAGAUUUAAAGAUCGCAGAGCUACAGAUGACAGUAAGCAGACUGAGUCUUUCCUGGAAGAAGGACCUCAGGUUCCUAACAAUCCCAUUUAUUAUAAUGACUCACAAAUGUUUAUGGAUGACCUUGACGAGCCACUUAUUGAAGGAAUCAACGAGAGUGGUCAAAAAGAAAUUAACAAACUUAUUUUACCUAAAAUUAGAAGGUAUUUUCUAAUUAAAAUUUUAUUUAGUCAGGCCAAACAUGUUAAUAAAAUCGCUACAGGGGUCUCUACAAGUACGGAUCCUCCUAAGAAAGAAAAAAGAAUAGGAACUAAAUAGACCAUCCUUUAAAACCAAUCCUUCUAAAGAGAGGAAGAAUUUCAAAAUACAGUUAUUAAAGGAUGAGAUAGAUGAUGGAAAAAUCAAUGCCCAAAGGAAUUUAUCUGUUAUCAGUAGGAACAUUCGUAACCUCAAGCUUUUACGAUAUCCUCACAGGUCUUCAACAAUAGUUUCUAAUAAAACAGAACAGAAAUCUUUGGAUAUCUCUAAGCUUCAAAAUGACUUUGAUUUUGUGAAUCCCAAGAUGAGUCAAUUCUUGCAUAUCUCAAAUGAAGGGAUGGACUAUAGUUCUUCAAACAUAGCCAAACCCUUUGUAGGACCUGAAAUUUCUAUAAAAAUCAAGAAGAAAGAUAAUUCUUUUAAUGAUUAUUAUGAUUCUCAGCAGACGAAAAUUGAGACUCUUGGAACUAUCAACAGAAAUAGUGAGAAGUUAAGCUCAAAGAUCCACAUGUCCUCUGAUAAUCUUCGAGAAUCAAAGAAGAAAUAUCUCAGGAAUAUUGCAUCUAUCCAGUCAAAUGAAGAGAUUAAGCACUAUAAAGCCAGGAUGAAGGUGAAAAUGAAUGAAAAAUUAGCAACAUUGAGAUUACAUAAGGUGCGUGGAUCCCAAUCAUCUCUCUAUCCCACCAAGAAUCCUGUCAAAAUCUUCAAGACUGAACUUAGCAAUAAGGGGAGAAGAUAUAUUGCAGUCAUCCCUGAUGGUAGCAGCACUGAGGAUCCUUCUAAAUUCAUUAAAAUAGAGAUUACUCAGUUCCUUCAGAAGUACUCCAUUAAUUCAAAAUAAAUUAGAAGAUUAUGCUGAGAAAAAGAAGGCAGCGAAAGCUCAGGGCAAGUUUGACAAAAGAGCAUUCCUAGAAUUCAAGAACUACAUUGAUAAAGAGUUUGAUAAGAGAGAAGAGGUCGUUCGGCUUUCUAAGAACUCCCAGAUCGGCCAGUUCAGAAUCAAAUCUGAUUUCCAAGAAGACAAUAAAAUCAUGCUCUUUACUCCUGAUGGCAAAUAUAUCAGAAAAUUUUCAGAUAUUGAAGGUGUUUAUGAUGAGAGCAGGAAGAACUUAGGCUUCUUGGUGGCAUCCUGGACCGGCUAUUUCCUUGGCCUCAGGGAUUACGAUCCUGACCACGGCCAUUUGUUCGAGAAAGAACUUAAAGAAAGACAGAUUAGGGAUAAUAUUAAGAAACUUGAAUCAGAGUGGGAGGCUAAAAGGAAUAAAUAUAGUUUUUCAAAUGCUGAAAAUUCAAGAGUUGGAGUUAAAAAUAUGAAAAUUCAGAGUACUAAUUAUAUUUGGAAGAAUGAGGAAUACAGGGGUAGAUUUACAUCUCAACUUGGAGAGAUGAGGCCAGCUCACUUGUUUGAUCCAGUUGAAGAUGAGAUAAAAUAAUUGUAGUGAUUAUGAUGAAGAAACACAAUAUUUCUCACCUAGGAAAACAAGAUCUCCUCGUAAAGGAAAGUCACCAAGAAAAAGGAAGUCACCAAGGAAAGAAAAAUCCCCUGUUAAAGCAGAUUAUGGUUUUGAUAAAAAGAGUUCUCUUAGUAUAAAACCAGCUAAGCAAGAGAAUAAUUUAUCCAAAGAAAGGAGUCAUGCAAUGCUAGUCCAAGCAUCUGCUCAGGAUAUUCUUAGUUUUGACAGUGUCUGUCAGUUUGGAAACCUCUACAAGGUUGAAAACAGACUUAUCUACGAACUUCACUCCCAAUUCAUCAGCAUCAGAGAUAUGCAGAGAAGUGUUUAUUCUUUGAAUACUUCAGAAAUUCCUGCUUCGUUGUUCAUAAAAUUUUGAAAUGUGCUAAAGGACAAGACUCCUUUGGUUCAGAAAAGAUUUUUGAGAGCAUUUGGGAUUGAUUUCAAUCAUAAUAAAAAGAAGAAACGCUCGUCUAAUAUCAAAUCCAAGUUACAAGAAAUUGCAGGUGAUAAUGAUGAGGACUCUGCCCCAGAUACUCUAGUUAGCUGGAGGACAUUCCUACAUCUCAAUGCGCUUCUGAAAUACCAAAAAGGGACUCCCCAGAUGUUCAUUGACAUGUGGAUGAUCUUUAUCGAUCCAUUAAACAAAGGAUUCGUUAAUGCCAGUGAUAUCAGAAUUGUGUUUGAGGAGCUAGCUAGAGGGAGGUACACAAGAGACCCUACCCUGAUAUCCCAAGGAUUCUCAAACGCAAUGACUUAUCUUCUCCAAUCCAGCUCAGACAUAAACUCAGAGGAGAUACGUAUGGAUAAGGUCAGAGAAACAUUUGAAGAUACGGAUUCUGAAGUGAAUUUGUUAUAUCUCAUCAACCAAACUUUGAAGACCAAUUGUGAGUACAAAGGGAUUACAGAGGUUAUUGCAAAGAUUCUUGAAGAAAAACGUUAUUAAUUUCAAUAUUUCUAGAAA
This is a messenger RNA of Moneuplotes crassus, 2730 nucleotides long. Lineage: Eukaryota; Ciliophora; Spirotrichea; Euplotida; Euplotidae. The record is from the annotation of a GenBank genome assembly.